Molecule: messenger RNA, 3802 nt
Organism: Chenopodium quinoa (quinoa)
Lineage: Eukaryota; Viridiplantae; Streptophyta; Magnoliopsida; Caryophyllales; Amaranthaceae
Product: zinc finger CCCH domain-containing protein 13-like
Exons: 3
Coding region: 1414-3081 (555 amino acids)
Source: RefSeq, a predicted model, not a curated record
CUCUUUCUUGGUUGCUAAACAAAAGCAAGGCUUCCUCCCCUUCCCAACACAGACAGCACACACAAAAAUAAUAAGAGAGAGAAACACGAAACUCUCCACACACCCCAGAAGAGCAACAUUCAUACCAUAAGAGAGAGAAAAACUCGACGAUUUUUUGAAAAUAUUAUUGCGGCUGCUUCAAUUUCUACUCUCCAAGAUCAAUCAAUUCAAUCAAAAUCUUUAUUAAUGCAAUCAAAUGAAUUUGCUGUUUAAUCAUAAUUUUCAUUUAUUUCUUAACUCCUUUUGAUUCGAUCUUUUUUGGAAAAAAUUUAAAGAGAAUUGAAAAAAUUUCUUUGGGAUUGUGCUUUUUUCUCAAAGUGUUGAAUAAUUCCCACUUUAUUCCUCUUUUUUAUAAAUUUUGAAGAGAUUCUUCAUUUUCAAUUUGGUAUUUUUACUCCUAUUUUUGAAAGAAUUUUCGAAUUAGGGUUUCAUUUUAUUUAUUUAUUAUUUUAAUUUUUUGUUUGUUCUGGUAGAAGUAGUAGUACUGCUGCUGUUGGUUUUUAGUUCGGUAAGAAAUUUCGGAAGAAUCUUAGGUUUCUGUCGGAUCGGCAGCUGAAAUUACGGAGGUGUGAGAAUAUUUGGACUUUGAUUUAGGGUUUGUAUUGAUCAUAGAAAUCACUAGUAGUUGAUAACUGAAGAUUACCGAGCUUCCAAUUGUUGAGCUGCUCAAUUUUAUUGUCGAAUUUGAGUUUCGACUUCAGUGGAUUUAGUGCUGAUUCUGUUGAUGAGCAUUGUUUAAUCUGGGCAUGGAAGAGUAUUGUAGUUAUAAAAUCAGGAAAUAGAGAGGAUCAUCGAGUUUUUUCGAUACUUUGAUUCGAUUCAAGCUUGUUGCAGUAGCUAAAGAGUUGAUUGUUGGAAGAUCAAUUGGAUAAAAUUUCAACUUCCAUUUGAUUUUGGUAGCUUUGACCCUGUUAUACUACCCCUUUUGAUAGGGGAUGAUAUUGUGUUCUGGGAUUUGAGAAUAAGGUGGAAGAUAGAGAGAAUCAUAGUAUUGCUCUGUAGUUGCCAUCGUUUUUUCUGAAGUAUCCAAUUGGGGCUGUUAACAAUCUAACACCAGUUACAUAGUUCCGGGGAUAAAAAUCAUUGACGAUCCUUUGAAAACUCGGUUGCUGAGCUCAUUUAGCAUUGGCUUUGAGUUUGUUGUGGCAAGUGAUUUGUGUGAAUUUGAAUUUUGAGUUGGUUGGCUGAGAGUCUGAGACUGAGUUUAUGGAAGUAUAUUGAAGCUGGAAAUGUAUGUGGGGACAUGGUGCAUGGACAAGAGCUUAGUUGUUGGUUUGGUCCCUGUUUGGAACAUUGCCUUAGCAAUAGCUUACUAGUCCGAGUGUUUGCGCUCGCAAGGGGUGACAGAUUGCUGAGGCCCUUGGAAGUUUUGCAAUGUCUCGUUGCUAUCCUUUCCCUCCUCCAGGAUACGAAAGGAAGCCUAAAGCAGAUGGCAACGUUCACACUGAUGUGAUUAAAAAGGAAAAGCACAAAGAAAAGAAGCACAAAAAGGAUAAGAAAGACAAGGAGAAGAAAGAUGGAAAAGAAAAACGUGAGAAAGAAAGAAGUGAUGAAAGACAUAGAGAAAAGAAAGACAAAAGGGAGAAACGUAGAGACAAAAAGAAAGACAAGGAGAAGGACCGAGAUAAAGAUAAACAUAAAAGCAAUCUUCUUCCAGUUGAGAAGAAGAUUGUGGGUUCAGCUGACAGCCAUGUUUAUAACCCCUCCGAGAAGAACAAGGAGAGGGAAAGUGACAAAAAUGCUAUUUCGGCUGAGAAGAAAAUUGGUGGGCUUUCUGCAGUUCACAAUGGAAUCCCAGUUAGUAAGAACAAUCACCAGAUCUAUGAGGCUAAGAGUUUUAAUCAUGCCUCAGAUCUGGGCAGGAAGAGCGUGGACGAAGAAAGGAGAACAAUCAAUCAAUAUCCUAAUAAGAAUAUUGGUGCAGAGAGAAGGAAGGAUGGAGUUGUCAAGUUGGAUUCAAAGAGUGGUGGAUCUCUCCUGGAUUCAAAGGAAAGGACCAAAGAGAAACCCACUGUUGAUGAAAGGAUGGAUGGACGAGGUGCCAUUGGUGAUGCCAAAUCUGGUGGAAGUGCUUUGGUCUCCAAUCCUGUUGGAGUGGUUCAAAACAGAGUGGGAGGAAUUGUCAGGCCCGUGGAUAAGAAGAUUGAGCAGAAAGUGGAUGGGAAAGGAAAAAAUAGGGAGAAAGAAGGCGGUGAUAGAAAAGGAGAAAAAAGAAAGGAAAAAGACAGAGAGAAAUCAGUUCUCAAGGACAAGGACAGGAAAAAGGAGAAGAAGAAAGACGAGAUAGCUAAGGCAACAACUGAACAGAAGCAAAUUCAUGUGACAAGAAUGAAAGAUGGCAGUGAUGAUCACAUGCAGAAGCCAAGCACAAAGGACGCAAACAAGAAGGAUAUUUCAGGUGUCCAGAGUGUUGGGUCUCAAAACAAUGCAAAGGAUAGCAAUUAUCACGCUACUACUAUGAAUAAUAAUCUCAAGAAACGAAAGGACAUUGGUCUCAAUGGAAUUUAUGAUGAGUUUGUCACUCGGCCUAAUAAGCUGGCAAGAACAACAGCUUCUCCCCAUCCCUUGACGGAAAAUGGAAGGAGCUUGGAGCCUUGCCAGAAUUCUGCUGCAUUUGCUCCUGUUACACAGCGCCCUCCCACGAAUAGUAUAGUGGAACAUAAUCUUUCUCAUGAUGAUACACAGAGGCCAGCCAUGAAAAUUAAAGUGGAUGGCAAGGAAUGCAAGAUAAAUGGCACAGUUGCUGAACCGUCUACACAGUCUUCUCGAGAAACAACUGCAAAAGCAGAACGGAAAUCUGUAGCUCCUACAAAGCCACCUCAUCCAGAUACCAAGUAUCUUGACCAGGUGCUUUCAGUACCUAAAUUGGAUGAAUGGUCUGGUUUUGAUGACCAAGAUUGGCUGUUGAACAGCAAUUGCUCCCCAACAAGGAAGCCGGAGGUCAAAUCAUCUGGGAUCAAUGAGAUGCCGCAGGUAUGGGCAAGAGCCUUGUGGUUAGAACCAGUAGAUGUUUAUGCUUUGCCAUAUGUUAUUCCGCACUGAUUGGCUCCAUGAAUUGUGGUUGUGGUUAUUCUUUACCCCUGCUCUAUGAGGAGGAAAUCCUAGCCAUGCUCGGAAAUAUUUGCAGCAGAGGCUGUGAGAUUGAAAUUCCAAAUUUUCUGCCUCAAAAGCAUGCUCCUUGAAGCUACGAAUUUCGUAGAUUGGACUGAGCUCUUCCUGCAUGUUCAUUAGCAUCUAGUGUGGUUAUUUUUCCAGAGCUUUCUCAAAUUGAAGGAAGCUGUCGGUUGUGUCACACCUGCCUCAGCUAUGAUGCUGCUCGCUCCAAGAGCUAGGGUUUGAUGGCAAUUUUAGGGCCUCCUGGCACGAGAUAAAUUGAUUCUUUCAUAAGGGGAGUAAAAUCAGCUUCCCUAAAAGCUAUAGUCGCUACGGUUGGGAGAAUUGUUUAGAUGGGAGAUGUAUUAGCUUGUGAAAAUAUUUUUGUUAGAGCAAUGGGAGCCUUUGCUAAUCUUUUCAGUGUAAGAGAAACUUAGCUGUGGUGCAUGCACCCACCGAUUUUGAUUUGUAACAUAAUACUCUUAAUUUACAGAGAAAUGUAACAUAGAAGGAAAUGGGAAGAGGUAGCUUGAUAUAUACUUCGUAUAUAUAUACUACGUAUGUUUUUUCCUCGUAUGCUUAGGAUCAUUUAAAUUGAUUUGAACUUUUGAAGUGAGCCAGUUCUCUAGCAAAAUAUCAAUGGUAAAAUAGCUACUUUGUAACAGAGUAA